Messenger RNA from Suricata suricatta (meerkat), 1641 nucleotides. It is a transcript of the gene TAF13, whose product is annotated as TATA-box binding protein associated factor 13. Gene Ontology annotation, molecular function: protein heterodimerization activity. Lineage: Eukaryota; Metazoa; Chordata; Mammalia; Carnivora; Herpestidae. Gene Ontology annotation, biological process: transcription by RNA polymerase II. The transcript is spliced from 4 exons. The record is from RefSeq and is a predicted model, not a curated record. The coding region runs from base 68 to 442 and encodes 124 amino acids. Gene Ontology annotation, cellular component: transcription factor TFIID complex.
CUCGCUGGGAGCCAAGCAGCGGAGCUGUGUAAGCUGGGUGGUGGACCUUUGUAAGCUGGCUGUUGGCAUGGCAGACGAGGAGGAAGAUCCUACUUUUGAGGAAGAAAAUGAAGAAAUUGGAGGAGGUGCAGAAGGAGGACAGGGUAGAAGGAAGAGACUUUUUUCUAAAGAAUUGCGAUGUAUGAUGUAUGGGUUUGGGGAUGACCAGAAUCCUUAUACUGAGUCAGUGGAUAUUCUUGAAGACCUUGUCAUAGAGUUCAUCACUGAAAUGACUCACAAGGCGAUGUCAAUCGGAAGACAAGGUCGAGUACAAGUUGAAGAUAUCGUCUUCUUGAUUCGAAAGGACCCAAGGAAGUUUGCUAGGGUUAAAGACUUGCUUACUAUGAAUGAAGAAUUAAAACGGGCUAGAAAAGCAUUUGAUGAGGCGAACUAUGGAUCUUGACACCUUUUGUACUUAAUGAAUCUUCAUUAUCUUCUGGGGAAGCCCUAUAUGAUAACUGUAUAUUUUUCACUGUAAGGUCCCUUUAUCUAGCCAUGAAGGUGAAAGAUGGAGGAACACAAAGGUUUCAGUUUUUAUUUUCAUGUCUUCAAUUUUAGAGAUGUUUGAGCCUUGAAUUGUCUGCCAUUAUAUUACUAUACUUGAAUUACUUACUGGGUUUUAAUGACCACGUGUAAUUUGAAGUACCUUGAAAACCAUGCAGUUCCUUCUGACUUUUGACUGUCUAAAUGGUGAAGUAGUAUUUAUGUAUUAGGUGUAUUUGUGCCACUAGGUAUAGGCUAUACUGUAGGUGUUUAAUAUAUGAAAUCUAAAGGGCACCUUUGACUCUGAUUGCUUAGACGUGUUUCAUGUCUUCUAAAAUUUUUAGACUACAGUAGUCUAAGAGAUUAUUAAAAGAUAGUGAACUGGUUUGUUGGUUUUUUUAGGGAGAAGACACAAGAAAAUACAGUCUUUUGUAAGAACAUUUAUCUCUAGUAGUCUAGAAGGUUAUUAAAGAUACUGAACUUGUUUGCUUUUUUUUUAGGGUGAAGAUACAAGAAAAUAAUAGUCUUUUGUAGGAGUGUUUAUCUGUCUUAAGAUAUUUGUUGUUUAAUAUUCUUUUCUUUAGAUAAUAAGAAAUGUUUUUUUAAACUAAAAGUUUCAUGUGAAUUCUUCUGUAUUGGAAGGCUUUUUUGAUUUAAAACCUUUUUAGCUUAUAAUGUACUAGUUGUCAAAUUUUAAGGGAACUCAUUUUCCCAGGUUGGAUUAAAGCUUCUAAGAAUAACUGUUUUCAGUGGUAGGAAUGGUAUUGUUUAAAAAGCUGAUGGCAGGAUAAGCAUUUGGGAUAGUGUUUUAUUAACAUAUUUGUUAGUAGUUGUUCAUUGUGGAAAUGUGUACUUGACUGAAACCAUGUAUGGUUUUGGAAACCGCUUUUAUAGUUCAGGAUAUACAAGUUUUGUCUGUGUUUAGCUUAUUGUAUUAAAUUAUUGCACUUAGUUUAAAAUAAGGAUUCAAACUGCAUUUAAAGGGAUCACUGAAUAUUACUCUGUGAAACAGUGUUUUAUAUGCUGCUUGUAACAUAAAUCAAUAUGUAAGAGAAUUUUACUUUCUUAACCUGUUGAUACAAGGAAUAAAGUCAAAAAUUAAAAAGAUGAAUACAUGAA